Molecule: messenger RNA, 1323 nt
Organism: Patella vulgata (common limpet)
Lineage: Eukaryota; Metazoa; Mollusca; Gastropoda; Patellidae
Product: RNA-binding protein with serine-rich domain 1-B
Exons: 8
Coding region: 117-974 (285 amino acids)
Biological process (GO): mRNA splicing, via spliceosome
Cellular component (GO): nucleoplasm; cytoplasm; ASAP complex
Molecular function (GO): RNA binding
Source: RefSeq, a predicted model, not a curated record
AACGCACGCGACGUUUAUUGACAUACAACCUGCGUAUCACUUGUGCAUAAAAGCAAAAUUUCUCUGUUUUUUCGACAUAAACUAUUUUGCAUUUAACGUAUAAAUAUUUUAUUAAGAUGACUGAUAGUACUGUAAGAAAAUCUAAAUCUACACCCUCAUUAAGACCAGUAGAAAGGACAAGGGUUGAAGCAAGACAAGUUCAAUCAGAUACAUCAGCACAGGAGAGGACGGUUGGUACAGGAGCACAAGGCAAAGGUGCGGAUCACAAAAAAAGUGGUAGUCCAGAAAGAGGGCGUCCAAAACAAAAACGACCAGGUUCUACUAGCAGUGGAAGUAGCUCAUCAUCAAGAAGUAGAUCGAGGUCUUCAUCGUCUGGUAGCAGCAGUUCAGGUAGUAGCAGCAGUGGAAGCAGUUCUGGUUCAAGGAGUUCAAGGUCAAGUAGUUCGUCAUCCUCCAGUACUGUUCGUAGCAGAGAAAAAAGACGGCGUCAAAAAUCUGGCUCACCCAAGAGAAAAAGGAGGAGUCCUACACCAAAGCCAUCCAAAGUUCACAUUGGCAGAUUGACCAGGAAUGUAAAUAAAGACCACAUCACAGAGAUUUUUUCAGUUUAUGGCCCAAUUAAGAAUGUUGAAGUUAUUGUGGACAGAUUACAUCCCAAUUUUAAUCGAGGAUUUGCUUAUGUUGAGUAUGAGAAAAGUGAAGAUGCUGAAAAAGCUAUAAAAUAUAUGGAUGGAGGUCAAAUAGAUGGACAAGAAGUGUCUGCCGCAGCUAUUUUAGCACAGAGACCAGCUAUGCGAUAUAACCCAAGAAGGAGCCCUCCUCGUCGACCUCCACCAAGAUGGCGAGAUUCUCCACCAAGAUUCAGAAGGAGAUCCCCUCCUAGACGUCGUUCCCCUCCACGUAGAAGAACAAGAUCGCGAUCACCCGCUAGAAGACGACGUUACAGCAGAUCCAGUUCCAGCUCUUCACGUUAACUUAUAUAUUUGCUUUAGACUUUUUACAACAAAAUUCAUGUGAAAAGAAAUUCAUCUUCUUGCUGUAAUUUAUGUCAACUUAAUAUAGUAGAAGAAUUUUAUGGAGUACUGGAGAAAUUUUAGAUAUUUUUGAUCAAUUCAUCAACGUGAGAUACAUGUAUACAUUUGAAAUUUUAACAUUCAUCAUCUCUUAAUGUACCUGUACAUAUAUUUUAAAUUUUGCUUCAUAAUAAAGGUAAUUGAACAAGAUGGUUGUUCAAUCAUUUUUGCAUUACGCCAUCUGAAUAUUGUCUUAGUGAUUAAGGCGAUAGCUUCAUAAUAAAGGUAAUUGAACAGGAUCUUAAAAAUA